UCCAGCUGCGUAACCCGCGGCUAGCGGUGCCGUGUUGCGACAGGUAGCGGUCACUUUACGGCCUCGUCAAGGUGAACGGUGAUGUGCUCUUUGUGGCGUCUCCUAGCAAACGUAUCAAACACGGCACGUGAAGUUAAAAGGCUGCAUUCAAACUAACCGUACACGACGCGUUUAUGGGAACACUACACUCAUAACUAAGUCACUCAACAAGCAGUGGGAUGUCUGCACUUCCUGCAAAGCCCGGCCUGCGGCACAGUGUGUCCGAGUCAAACGGCAACAACCACCAGCUUUCUGCCACGGCCCAACGGGAGCGAUUGGUUUCCAACGUGAUCCGGCAGGAGGGGAGGUCGCUGCGCAGCGAGACCGACUGUAAGACGACCUGGGAUGAAAGCGAUACCUGUCGCAGGCUGAGGGACCGGGCGUGGGAUGUCGCCCGCUGGAAAGAGGAGCUAGAAACCUGCGCACAGAAAGUGGAUGAAGAGAUGGAGGCUCUGACCUUGUCCAAAGAGCAAACCGAGCACGCCCUGGCUGCGACUGCCGUUCCCCUGGAGGUCGGCAGUGAAUGCUUGACGCUGAGGGACGGGCGGCGAGGGUACGAGCUGGCCGCCGACCCCGUGGACGAAGAGCUGAAGCGGGAGGUGGAGCUGAUUGAGAGGAUGCAGCAGGUUCUGCAGCAGCACGUUGACAAGGCCUUCGAGCACCUGUGUGUUUUGCAGGAGGCUCGGCACCAGCUGACCGCUGACCUCCAGAACAAGAUGGACGCCCUGGACAUUGACAUGUCGUGCCUGUCUCUUACUAUUAAGUCACCUCAGAUCUCCCUGAAGACCAACCCAACUCGCGUGCCGUUGGGUUCCUCCACCCCUCAGGAGUGGGUCCAGUUCAGCCAGUACAAUGUGGCCCGUGCCCAGGAGGCCAUGCAGGUGUCCCAGCUAAUGAGGGAGGACUUGAGCCUCACCAGAACCCAGUUGCAGAAUGAGUUGAACGCUCAGCGCCGCGCCACGGAGUUUGCUCUUCGUAAGCGCACUCACCACGAAGAGCAGGCCCGCGACGAGCUCGAGUGGCAAAUAGGAAAUACCGAAGAUGAAAUGGCAGAAAUGGAGAGAGACAUCCACGGGCUGGAUGCAGAUCUGCAGGGAAAGAUGGCCUCCCUGAAACUGGCUCACACGCGACUGGAGAACAGGACCAACAGGCCUGGCAUGGAUUUGUGCAGAGACGAGGUGCAGCACGGCCUCGUUAAUGAAGUCCAUCAGCUGGAGGCCACGAUCGUGGCUCUGAAACAGAAGCUGUCUGAAGCUCAGCACUCUAUGCAGAAGAUGAAGCGCCAUCAUUCCCACAUGUUGCAGGAUCUUUCCGGGAAACAGGAAGCCCUGUCUCUGGAACAACGAAGCAUGAACACCCGCUCCCGCCUCGCUCCACCCACCUGCAGCGAGAAAGCCCCGGUGCUGCUGGUUCCACUCACCAACUCCAGCGGCAGGAGCAACCUGCAGCUGCUGGCUCAGUGAGAUGAGCUGCUCUCCAGUUUGUGGGAGGGAACAACUCGGCACAUUCCUUCAUGUUCAGCUCAGACUUUCUGUCCACACUUGAGAUUCAUUCAACUCUCUUAAAGUCUUAAGUUAAUUAAUCGUCCCCAUUACUGCUGGAGGACCAAACACAAUGUUAUCUAUUUAUUUCAAAAGUAUUCUCCUGACCUGUCUCGACCUUUUGUGUGUUUAAUUUGCUCUUUGUUGUGUUUUAUAAUCAAUUAUGUACUUAUUCUGUGUCUAUUUAAAUUCCACAAAAUAACUAUAAUGUGGAUUAUAUGCGUCUUAAUUAAACAUUUAGUCGUGAAGAUA
Cyclopterus lumpus (lumpfish) is the source of this 1832-nucleotide messenger RNA. It is a transcript of the gene tekt2, whose product is annotated as tektin 2 (testicular). The record is from RefSeq and is a predicted model, not a curated record. Gene Ontology annotation, biological process: cilium movement involved in cell motility; cilium assembly. Bases 219 to 1502 code for a protein of 427 amino acids. Gene Ontology annotation, cellular component: microtubule cytoskeleton; nucleus. NCBI's taxonomy places the organism in Eukaryota, Metazoa, Chordata, Actinopteri, Perciformes, Cyclopteridae. The transcript is spliced from 10 exons.